UAUUUAAUAUUUAAUUAAUUUAUUUAUUUUUUGUUUGAUUAGUUGUUUAAAAUGCCGAAAGUAAUUUCCAGAAGUAUAUCUUGUAUUGACACAAAAGAUCAAGAGGAAUAUAGUGAAACAAAACCAUUGCAUUUAUAUUAUUGUUUGUGCGGGCAAAUGACAUUGAUUUUAGAUUGUUCCAUUGACAAACUGCCUUUACGCAAAAAGGAUGGUGCUCGAGUUAUCGAUGGGGGCAAGCAUGCACAUAAAGUUACAUCUGACAUAGAUGAAACAGUUUACCUUCGUCGAGAAGGUGGUCUAAUAGAAAAGCAGCAUCGCCUGAAAUGCAAAAGUUGUGGUCUGCGCCUUUAUUAUCGGCAUGAGCCCCAAAGCAACAUCACGUUUAUUGUCAAUGGGGCCCUGGUGACAGCUAAACAAGAUUCUCUGGUUGGAAACGAUUCUUAUAGACAAAUUGCUGCUCAGACUGUUGCUACGAAGAAAGUUAUGGUCACUAAGCAUACGAAGAAUAUGGGAAAAUUCAGCUCCGUUACUGUUUCUACAAUUGAUGAAGAGGAAGAUGAAAUAGAAGCGAGAGAAGUAGCAGACAGUUAUGCAAACAAUGCAAGAAUCAUAGAAAAGCAAUUAGAACGUAAAUCUGGUAAUGUGAAGAGGGCAUUAGCAAGUACAAGUUCUACCGGUGAUACAAUUGAUAAUAAAAGACCAAGAGGAACAUUAUUGGAGAAUUAAUACUAGUUAUAAAUGGAUGUGUUCGGUUGGG
Molecule: messenger RNA, 757 nt
Organism: Ctenocephalides felis (cat flea)
Lineage: Eukaryota; Metazoa; Arthropoda; Insecta; Siphonaptera; Pulicidae
Product: UPF0428 protein CG16865-like
Exons: 4
Coding region: 52-726 (224 amino acids)
Source: RefSeq, a predicted model, not a curated record